GUGCAAUGGAUGAGCUUCAUAGUCUGGAUCCAAGAAGACAAGAGUUAUUGGAAGCUAGAUUUACUGGAGUUGCAAGUGGGAGCACUGGGAGCACUGGCAGUUGCAGUGUUGGAGCUAAAGCCUCAACAAAUAACGAAAGCUCUAAUCACAGUUUUGGAAGCUUGGGAUCUUUAAGUGACAAAGAAUCAGAGACACCAGAGAAGAAACAAUCAGAGUCAUCCAGGGGAAGAAAGAGAAAAGCAGAAAACCAGAAUGAAAGUAGCCAGGGAAAAAGUAUUGGAGGGCGUGGCCACAAAAUUAGUGACUAUUUUGAAUACCAAGGUGGAAAUGGCUCUAGUCCAGUAAGAGGCAUACCUCCUGCAAUCCGUUCUCCUCAGAAUUCACAUUCACAUUCCACUCCUUCCUCAUCAGUUCGACCGAAUAGCCCUUCGCCUACUGCAUUAGCUUUUGGGGACCACCCUAUUAUACAACCAAAGCAGUUAUCCUUUAAAAUUACUCAGACUGAUCUCACAAUGCUAAAAUUAGCAGCAUUAGAAAGUAAUAAAAACCAAGACCUGGAAAAGAAGGAAGGUCGGAUAGAUGAUUUGCUCAGGGCUAACUGUGAUCUCAGACGGCAAAUAGAUGAACAGCAAAAAUUACUUGAAAAAUAUAAAGAACGAUUAAAUAAAUGUAUAUCAAUGAGUAAGAAACUUCUUAUUGAAAAGAGUACACAAGAAAAACUGUCAAGUAGAGAGAAGAGUAUGCAGGAUAGAUUACGCCUUGGGCACUUUACAACAGUUAGACAUGGCGCUUCAUUUACUGAACAAUGGACAGAUGGUUUUGCAUUUCAGAAUCUUGUGAAGCAGCAAGAGUGGGUGAAUCAGCAAAGGGAAGAUAUUGAAAGGCAAAGGAAACUUCUAGCCAAACGCAAACCUCCAACAGCUAAUAAUUCUCAGGCACCCUCUACCAAUUCUGAACCCAAACAAAGGAAAAAUAAAGCAGUCAAUGGAGCAGAAAAUGAUCCAUUUGUUAGACCAAACUUACCACAACUGUUGACUUUGGCAGAAUAUCAUGAACAAGAAGAAAUUUUCAAACUUAGACUAGGACAUCUCAAAAAGGAAGAAGCAGAAAUCCAAGCAGAGCUGGAACGUUUGGAAAGAGUCAGAAAUCUUCACAUACGGGAGCUCAAAAGAAUAAACAAUGAAGAUAAUUCACAGUUCAAAGAUCACCCAACGUUAAAUGAAAGAUAUUUAUUACUUCAUCUGCUUGGUAGAGGUGGCUUUAGUGAAGUGUACAAGGCCUUUGACCUUUAUGAACAGAGGUAUGCUGCUGUGAAGAUCCAUCAGCUUAACAAGAGCUGGAGAGAUGAGAAAAAGGAAAACUACCACAAACACGCCUGCAGAGAGUAUAGAAUACACAAAGAACUGGAUCACCCCAGGAUAGUUAAACUCUAUGACUAUUUCUCCUUGGAUACAGAUACGUUUUGUACCGUGUUAGAAUACUGUGAAGGCAAUGAUUUGGACUUUUAUCUGAAGCAACACAAAUUAAUGUCAGAGAAAGAAGCUAGGUCUAUCGUAAUGCAGAUUGUAAAUGCACUAAGAUAUCUCAAUGAAAUCAAACCCCCUAUUAUACAUUAUGAUCUUAAGCCAGGGAACAUCCUUCUGGUCGAUGGAACAGCAUGUGGAGAAAUCAAAAUCACUGAUUUUGGUCUGUCCAAGAUUAUGGAUGAUGAUAGUUAUGGUGUAGUUGGAAUGGAUCUUACUUCCCAAGGGACAGGCACUUACUGGUAUUUACCUCCUGAGUGUUUUGUAGUUGGAAAAGAGCCACCAAAGAUUUCCAACAAGGUCGAUGUGUGGUCAGUGGGAGUCAUCUUCUUUCAGUGUCUUUAUGGUAGAAAGCCAUUUGGUCACAACCAAUCUCAACAAGACAUUCUUCAAGAAAAUACGAUAUUAAAAGCCACAGAAGUUCAGUUCCCUGUAAAACCAGUUGUAAGCAGUGAAGCCAAGGCCUUUAUAAGACGCUGUUUGGCAUACCGAAAAGAAGAUCGGUUUGAUGUGCAUCAACUGGCAAAUGACCCAUACCUUCUUCCGCACAUGAGAAGAUCGAAUUCUUCAGGAAACUUACACAUGGCUGGGCUGGCAGCAUCCCCCACACCCCCUUCUUCAAGCAUAAUUACUUACUGACUGUCCUCCAAGACUGGCAUGAUGUCUCUGAAUUGCUUCCAGAUGCACACUUGAGUUUGAGAGCAUUUGAGUGUUUUUUGUUUUCCUUUUCACACAGGACAGGUUAAGAACUGUUUGUGAACCGAAGUUCUUCCUAGCGCCGUUUCUGCGAGUGGAUCAUGAACAAUGAAUAAAUGCACACUUCUGGCGUAACCGUGAGCAGUGAAGGGUGACUGCCUGUGGCACAGAAACGGGAAUCCCGUGUUAAGAUAGAAGAACAUGUUUUUGUUUUUGUUUUUUUUCUGUUUAUUUGGGGAGAACACUGUAAAUAGUGUUUGUAAUACUUAAAUACAUUUGGCUGUUAUUAGAGAGUUCUAAUAUGAAAGGUAGUUUUUCAUUAUUUAAAAACACGUGCAGAAAAAUAUGAGACAUAUUUCUAACACGAGAACUACAGUGCCUGGAUACACUCCUCAGCUUUCGGCAGUUCCUCUGCUGAAACCAAAGGAAGAACUGAACGACAGUCACGGUCGUGUUUUAUAGUAAUAGAAUGUGAGAGUUGGAAUCUUUGGACAAAGUUAGGCUUUGUCAUUUGCCUCUUCUGGCUUUUACCAAGUUGUACCUCGAAAUCACAUGUCCGUUUUUUCCACUGGUUACAUUAAAGGGAGAGCUGUUAUUCCUAGAUGUUUUACACCUUUGACAAAAUGAGCUGCUUGUUUUGACAUCAGUUGAAUUCACUAAAUCGUAAUAUCUCCAGUGUUUUCAACGUCAGGUUACUAACAGGUUAUUUUCUUUCGUUACCAGGCCUUGUUCAUUAAAACAAGUGACAGUAUAUAACCAAAUGCAGACCAGUUCUACGCAGGAUAAUGAUAAAUUCCCUUCUAGCUCUAUUGUAAAUUGUUGUACAGAUGUCAUAUUUCAAUUACUAAGUUUCAGCAGUUUAUUCUUGUACAAAUGUUUAAAAAUAUGGCUUUUCUAAUUGGAUAUUGUAUUUUUUUUAAGUCUUCUUGAAGGCGCUUUAAUUGCUGCUAAAUGAUGUUGCUUCUUUGCUAAAAGAAAUCAAAUGACCUCUUUGAAGGUGCAAGUUGACUGUACAUCAUCAAGAUAUUAAAAGCAGGCAUUCAUUAACAAUCAAGGCAUGUAAAAACGAUCCAUGUUGGACAUAUUGAGUUCCUUAAAUCAGUUUCUGGGUUCUGGGGCUGUGGAGCACAUAGAUACUAGAUUUAUAAAUUGUUCAUGAUUAUCCUAUAUUUCUAGAAGGUUCUUAUCAGCAAGAUGGGAUCAUGGUCCCAUAACCGAGUUUCUUCAGUUUGUAUAGACUUGUUAAAAUGUGAACAUUUUCUAACUGCCUUGUA
This is a messenger RNA of Tupaia belangeri chinensis (Chinese tree shrew), 3493 nucleotides long. It is a transcript of the gene TLK1, whose product is annotated as tousled like kinase 1. Gene Ontology annotation, biological process: peptidyl-serine phosphorylation; intracellular signal transduction; chromosome segregation. Gene Ontology annotation, molecular function: ATP binding; protein serine/threonine kinase activity. The record is from RefSeq and is a predicted model, not a curated record. The coding region runs from base 6 to 2162 and encodes 718 amino acids. The transcript has 20 exons. Gene Ontology annotation, cellular component: nucleus. NCBI's taxonomy places the organism in Eukaryota, Metazoa, Chordata, Mammalia, Scandentia, Tupaiidae.